AUGCACCAGGUCGCCGCGGGCUUGGAGUAUGUCCACCACAAAGGGUUUCUGCACUGUGACAUUGCGUGCAGAAACGUGCUCGUAUCUCCUUCGGGCGUGCUCAAAAUCUCAGAUUUCGGCCUUGCCCGCAAGAUUGGCAGUGAAGAGUGUAACCUCAAAGGCACAAAGGCCAAAUUCCCAAUCCGUUGGACGGCCCCGGAAGUGUUUGUGCAUCAGCAGCUCAGCGCCGCUUCAGACGUCUGGUCUUUUGGUGUUCUGUUCUGGGAAGUGGUCACCCUAGGAGACAUCCCAUUCGCCACCCUGACAAACAAGGAGGCAAAGAGGGCCGUGAAGCGAGGCCACCACCCCGAGAAGCCGCCAAACUGCAGACAGGAGUUCUACCAAGUGAUGAAACAAUGCUGGAAUCAGGAUCCGGAGGAACGCCCCGCAUUCACCGACGUCGUCCAGGAGCUACUCAGUCUGAAGAUCAAGCUGGCGCACCAGCAGCUGAACACGGCGGAAGUCAAAGAAAUCAACAUCAAGAAAAAGACACCCAAGUUCCACUGGCCACGCAAGCGCAAGACAAGCCACUCGGAAGUGCCAGAGGAGCCUGUUGUGAACGAUUGCAUCACCGGUCCUGACGCAAGCGUACCGGGGCUGAUCCGAAUCAAAACGCUGCUCAUCAACCAGGACAAGAUGCACGUCGUGCUCAAGGCGAGUUACAGCACAAAGGCAAGCAAGCUCAUCUCUGCCGCCCUCAAGAAGACUGGCAUUGAUGAAGGCCUGGCCGACAAGUUUUGUCUUGUGGAGGUUGGACACAACGGCGUGUACCAGCGAGUGCUGGACGAGGAUGAGUAUCCGCUCAGUUUGACCGCUUCCCCGUUUUACAGCAGCAUGCAGGAGAUCUACAUCUGCAGAUAUGACCAGGCCUUUAACAUCCAUGCGAGCAUCCGGCAGCAGCAGGCGCGAGAGGAGGAAAACUACCGCGACGCAGUGGAGCGAACACAACAGCAGCGCACACGCCCACGGCCCAAGGUGGAUAUGGCAGGCAUUGGCGAUGAUGAUGACGACGACAGUGACAACAGCCAGCGCAACAGCCGCUACGAAGACGAGCCAGGGGCUACCGGCGCGUCAUCGUCGUCGUCAUCACGCAAGCCGAGAGGCAGUGCCGAUAUUGACGCAGGCGUUGGUGGGGAUGGUGCACGCAUGCACGAAGACACGGAGGAUGAGGAUGAGUUUGACACAGAGAAGCAGCCGUGGUUCAAGCGCAAGAAGGGCGAGUUUGGACGCCGGACCGUCAAGAUGAACAUGAAAUCGGCCGUGUACGAGGGCACGGGUGCCAGCAGCGCCGGUGACAACGCUGGCAAGCGCGUGCCUGGCCUGAGUGAGGCGCUGUACGAAGAGCACACGGAUCACGAUGGCGAUGAGCGCGAUGACGAGACGAGUCACGCUUCGCACCACCGCCGCCGCAGCCGUGAGCACCUGGGCGCACAGAUGAUGCAGGAGGCACAGCAGCAGCACCAUCAUCAGCAUCAGCGCGAGAUUUGCAAGCGCGACAGCGGCCGCAGCACGAUGCCUGCAGGCAACGCCAGCGAUGCACCCAGUGCAGCGGGGAGCGACGUCACCAUUGCUCUGAAGGAUGAUGACAACGCUCAGACACAUCAUCUCGAUGCCACACACAGCAGUGGCGAUGAGAACGGGCAGCAGCACACAACCGCAACCGCAACAACAGCGGGCAUAGAGAACGACAAGGAGCCAUGCAUUGCGGACGUUCGCCAAAGACUGACAGAGAUGAUGCAGCGCGAUGGUGUUGCACCGGGCCAGCGGCCACCGAAGCCCAAGCCGCGCCCACGACCACGCACACGCCCCAGCCAGGACAACUUGCAACUGCAGAAUGGCGAGUCUGAGGAUGUCCUUGGUGAAUCCACGGUGAGGAACGUGCCGGAGGCCCGUGAUCACGAUCACGGGCACCACACUGCUCGCGCGUCACAUGAGCACCCGCCUCGCCCGCAGCGCAAACGCAGUGACCCGACCAUGCAAGGGCCCGUACCACAGCGCCCCGCUGUUCGACAGCGCGCCCCACCGCCGCCGCACAACCGCGAUCGCUCCCGCGAAGACAUACUCGCAGCAGCAGGCGGCAGUGCAACGAAGCUGCACAUCACGCGGGAGACAACAAGCAAGCGGUCGAGCGCUGGCAGCUCGAUUGGUGGCGACAGCGAGCAGGACUACGACAACCACCACAACCGCCGCCGUCACAACCGUCACCAGCAGCAUGACCCGCAUCACUCCAUCAUUGCCACUUCCGCGCCAAGCGCUGCGUCGUGGCGCCACAGCGUGGGCGAUAUGAACUCUGGCGCGUCUACGGUGUCUGGGUCAAGCUCAAACCGCAGCUCACGCGACUGCACGGAGCACAGCCGGCACGCGUCGCAGCGCAAGGGAGCGAACGUUCGCAGCAUGGCGGAGGCGUGGCGGCAGCGGACACCACAGGGCAGCAACCGUGACAGCCUGCAUGAGACGCAGCUUGACGCACGGCAGGUUCCCUUGCCGGCACUGCCAUCCAAACUGCGGCUGCUGUCGAGCAGUGCAUCUGAUGCCGAUGGUGCCGGCGACAGCAAUGACGGCGGCAGCAACACAGGCAGUGACGCAGCGGGUCCACCGCGCUCAGCAACGUCGGCCCACUCGACCAUUUCAGGCCACGGCCAUGCCUGCAGGCAAGAUGAAGGUGGUGCUGGUGAAGAUGGCGAUGGUAAUUCGCGCAGCCAGCGCCAUCAUGGCCGCCGCCGCGCGCCCCCACCACCACCGCCAGUCAGUCCAAAGCCCUCCAGAGCAGCGAAGACAGCACACGCAACAGCCGCUGCUGCAACAACGGCACGAGGCACAGACAGGGAGAGGCGCCGCCGACCCGUACCGCCACUGAAGUUGGACAAGCAGGGCUUGGGCGGGAGCCUCUCUGGCAGCGCCAGCAGCAGCAACUCCAGCCUUGCAACAUCGCCACUGAGUCCCGUGCGCAACAUGGAAGGGCGCUCGCGAUCAUCGUCACGGUCGUCGCGUCGACGAUCAACGCUCAUCACCAUCCGGGAGGACCAGCAGCUUGCGCUGUCAGAGCCCGAUGUCGAGCAGUGCAUUGCUGAUCUGCAUCGCAGGUGCUCGCUCGGCUCCAACGGACGCGCAUCAUAUGGACAUGUGCACAUGCAGCCGACGCUGCGCUUCCCGCCGCCGCCACCCGUGGUCGUGCCGUCACCAACAGGGCCUGUGCGGCGUGGCAGCUGUGACGAGAGCAGCGCAAGCUACGGCAGCAUCCAUGACCUCCGCAAGCCACCAAGCACACCAUCAUCUGCAUCGUCGUCUGCUGGCUCUGGCAGUGACGCGUCGACAGGUGGCAGCGUUGCGGCGCCCAAGGACCCGGCGAGCAUGGACGACCUUGACCGACUCAACUUGCUCAUGAUGAUGUCGCUGGAUGAAGAUGACGAUGAGGACGACUUUGACGACGACAACGAUGAUGGUGAUGAUGAUGAUGAUGACGAUGACAAUGCAACAUGCACGGAGGGGCUGCGCUCUGACCGCGCACGCGAGAGCGGUGAAGCCACGCCUGCGUUUAACUUUGACGACGACGAUGACGAUGGCGACGAUGACGAUGACGAUGACGAUGACGAUGGUUACGCGCACGAGUUGGAGACGGUGUCCGCAAAGCCAACACGACUGCUGGAGGCGGUGGCACGGCUCAGCUCCGAUGGCUUGAUGAGGGGUGCUGGGACACGCGCAACGGCAGGGCGAGGAUCAUCGUCGUCAUCGCGACACCGGCGCUCGACGCUGUCUGAGGAGUCGGACAACAGGAGCGAUGGCGGGUACAUUGACAUUGAGGUGCAGAACGAUGGCACGUUGAAGAAGAAGACACGGCGCUCGUCGUCGCACCGGCGUGCGUUUGUCCUCGACAACGACAACUCCGAACUUGCACUUUGAGAGAAUGAUAUGUGUGUGCAAGUGUGUGAUUGUGACAAACUGGCUAGAAGUGUGCAAACUGGUCUGUUGUGGUCGCAUUUUAGUCGUUCUCUUCAUGUGUGUGAUUGACAGAGAGCCAUGAGACUGUAUAUGCAGGUGGGCGAGCGAGUGCUUGGGGGCGUACACUGUUUUUUGGGGUGUACACUGUUUGUUCCACUUGACAGUAAACUGUAAUUGAGUGG
Salpingoeca rosetta is the source of this 4160-nucleotide messenger RNA. RefSeq names its product serine/threonine protein kinase. Gene Ontology annotation, cellular component: signaling receptor complex. The coding region runs from base 1 to 3939 and encodes 1312 amino acids. NCBI's taxonomy places the organism in Eukaryota, Choanoflagellata, Craspedida, Salpingoecidae. The record is from RefSeq and is a predicted model, not a curated record. Gene Ontology annotation, biological process: multicellular organism development; protein phosphorylation; positive regulation of kinase activity. The transcript is spliced from 10 exons. Gene Ontology annotation, molecular function: transmembrane receptor protein tyrosine kinase activity; ATP binding.